Hemicordylus capensis (graceful crag lizard) is the source of this 8941-nucleotide messenger RNA. It is a transcript of the gene SHROOM4, whose product is annotated as shroom family member 4. Gene Ontology annotation, cellular component: cortical actin cytoskeleton; apical junction complex; adherens junction. Lineage: Eukaryota; Metazoa; Chordata; Lepidosauria; Squamata; Cordylidae. Bases 1350 to 5357 code for a protein of 1335 amino acids. The transcript is spliced from 9 exons. Gene Ontology annotation, molecular function: actin filament binding. The record is from RefSeq and is a predicted model, not a curated record. Gene Ontology annotation, biological process: actin filament organization.
AACACACGGGGCAUGCAGGGAGCAGAUGUCUUGACGUGAGGGCCCCAGGAGUCCUGUGAAGAGAGAAAUUAAGUGCUACAUCACAGGAAUGAGGUUUUUUUGUGGGGGUCCUUGGAGGACCUGGGAUUUAGUAGUGUGCAUUCCCUGGGGCUUUAAGCAACUGCUGUACAGAUCAGUCGCUGGAACAGGAGGUUGGACUGGCUGGAGCUGAAUGAAGUUUGGAGGGGUCUGGUGGAACUCACUGCCACAAGAUGUGACACUGGCCACUAGCUUAGAUGGCUUUAAAGAGGGAUUUUAACAAAUUCAUGGUUUAUCAAUUACUUAGUCAUGAUGGCUGGGUGGAACCCCUGUGUUUAGAGGCAGUGUGCCAGUUGUGAAGGCGGGGGACAGUAGGGGAGGACUCUUGCCUUCAUUGACUUAUUUUGGGCUUCCUGGAGGCAUCUGGAAAUGUGGGAAACAGGAUGCUGCACUAAGCGGACCCACUUAGGUCUGAUCCUGUUGGGUAAUGCUUGCGUUCUUCUGAAAGGCGUCAGUCAUGGCAUCAAAGGGGAAAGUGCUGGUUGAUUGCCCUGUUAGGAAGGAAGGAAUGAGGCCCAUCCUGCUCUGUCCUGGGCUUUUGUGACUCUUCUGUUUGGCGGCUGCUUUUCCUGGGUCAGUUAAGGGUCUCCUCUGAACAACACCCCGCCCCUCACUUUACUUGCUGAUUUGAGGGUAUAUCACCUGGAGGCAUGAGGGGGCGUCUCCGGGAGAGUUCCCUGCUGCAAGGUGUAGCAUGAGGCGAGAGGCUGUCCUUGCCCCGGCCCCAGAGGAAGCACGAGGACCAGUGCCGUUGGCAGAGCUGUGCGACUGGGCACGCUGCUGUGCGGGAGCAGGGCCUGUCCUCGCCUGCUCAAGUGUGGCGGGGGGUGAUGGAGCCAUCCCAGCAGCCACGCUGCCCGACUCUGCCCUUGGGUGCACCGCACGCGCUCUCUGUAGCCAGGACCGUGGGGUCUCUCUCCAGCCUGGCCCACUGCUCAGCCGAGGCCUGGGCAGGAGGGAGCUACGCUUCUGGGCCAGGGCGAAUGGCAGGCAGGCAGGCAGGGGAUGGAAGGAGGGAGAGGAAGGGAAACGGGCACGGAAGUCUUGGAGUGGGCAGCAGGCAGCAUGACUCAAGCGAAUGGGUGGAGGGCGGGGGAAGGAAGGAAGGAAGGAUGCCGGGCAGCUGGGGUGGGAGGCAACCUGGGCCUGAGAGGGCAGGUUUGCAUGCAUGCAAUGGCUGGUAGUUCUUGUUUAGAUGUGACCUCCCCCUGCCGUGGACCCCCCUGUCACGCCACUGCAGCAGCACCGACAAGAGCAGCUCCCUCGGGAGCAUGGAAAGCCUGGACCGGAGCAGCCAGACCUACUACGAGGGCAGCCUCUCCCCCAUCGACCAUGCCAUGUACCACAGCAAGCGCGACUCGGCCUACAGCUCCUUCUCGGCCAGCUCCAACACCUCCGACUCGGCUGUGAGGCCCGAAGAGAGCGGCCCGGCCGAAGGGGGCCAGCUGGCGGAGCCCCGCUACUUGCAGACGGGCGGCGAAGCGGGCAGGCAGCCCCCGGACGCGGCGGUCUUGCCUCCCCCGGCCGGCCCGCUCAGCCCCGGCCCCGGGCCGGGCUCCUGCGCUCUGGAAAGCCCCUCCGAGAAGGCCUGCAGCCCUCCCCAGCCCCCCGUGAGGCAGGACAGCCUGCAAGCCUGCAGCCCACCCCCGGCCAGGCCGGAGGCACGGAGGGCCUUGCCGCUGGCGGACUCCCUGCACCCCAAGGGCCGGUGGACCUCGGACACUUCCCUGUGUGCGCGCAGCAGGGACCCCGGAGGGCCAGGCGGGCCCUCGGCCGACGCAGGCCGGGCCAAGGAGUCUCUGGCCACGGAGCAGUACUACCUGCUGAGCUCCCACAUGGACCCGCACCCACCCAUGGAGAAAGGCGAGCCGAGCGUGGAGCCCCUCUUGAGCGAGGAGAGCAAGGGGACCCCUCCGGAAGAGCCUCGCCCGUGCACGGACAGCAGCGAUUUGGAGGCGAGAAGCCGCCGGGUCUGCCCGUUGCCCUGGAAGCCGUGCUGGUCAGGGCCCUUGGGCCACCGGCACAGCGCCCCGGAACAAUUGCUGGCCGCCCAGCUGCAGGCCCUCCACGUGGCCCCUGGCCUGGAGGGGCCCCUCUGGACGGUCUCUCCACUGCACAAGGAGCAAGCAGGUGCCAGGGCCUUGGAGCCGUGGCAGGAUCGGGACCGCCCCUGCCGGAGCACCUCUGCUCAGGCCCGAGAGCUGGAUCCUGGCCCCGCAGGAGAGGAAGGGCCCCGUCCACCCCUCGGCGGCCCCAUCGCCCUGGGGAGACCCCGGAGCGCCUCGGUCGAGUUGGGCUCCUCGCUCUCGCUGCAGCCUCCGGGAGAUGCUGGCUCCGGCCUCCAGGAACCCCCCAGGACGGGCCCCUCGCCAGAUGUGGAAGGGAGCCGGCCGGCCACGAGGAAGGGGGGCUUGCCUCAGCACCGCUCCGCCCAGAUGCGCCGGCGCAGCGACCGCUUUGCCACCAACCUGCGGAACGAGAUCCAGUGGCGCAAGGCCCAGCUGCAGAAGGGCAAGGGCUCUGCCAUGCUGCUGUGUGGGGAGGAGCCCGUGCAGGAGACAGAGGAGCCCCCCGACAGCCCCACUGCGCCUGCCGCCCUUCCUCCUCCUCCUCCUCCUCCCCUUCCUCCAUCAUCGGUGGAAAGCAAGCCCCACGGGUGGGCCUCCCCGAGAAGCCGGCCCCCCAAGCGCUGGGGCUCCGAGCUGAGUGUCUUGGGAGGAGGGGGCGCCCCGCCGGGCCCCAGCAAGGCCGCCCUGGAGCCCCAGAGGCCGCAGAGGGGGCUGCCCCUGCCGCCUGGUGGGGCAGGAGGGGGUGGGCGCUGGCGCUGGUCUCCGGAGCACAAGCUGCAGCCGCACGGCCCGAACCCCCAGCAGCAGCCGGCGGAGGCCCGGCCCCCCUCGCGGCCUCUGGAGGAAUCCGGCCUCUUGCCUUUUGCUGACCGGAGGAGGUUCUUUGAGGAGACGAGUCGGCCGCCGUCCCCCGUCCGCCUGAGCCCCCAACACAGCCGGCCCGGGGCUCUGCGGCCGCCCAGGGUGGCGGAGCACAACGCCUUCCAGCCGGUGAGCCCCGAGCGCCGGGACCCGCGGCGGCACUCCGUGGGCCAGCCCUGCAGCCCCCCAGCGUCCCCUCUGGCCGCCUACCCGGACUUCCAGGCCGAGGCCCCCGGCGGGUUCUACCAGCCGCUGGCCCGCCAUGGGGACUGGGAGUGUUGGCGGGCCCCGCCCUGCUCCUGCGCCCCCCGAGACGCCUGCGCCUUCUGCUGUGGGGAGCGGUGCCCCACGGUGCUCCGCAGGAACAUGCCGGCGCCCUCCAGCCACUGUGCCCACCACUGCCACCCUCGCCCUUGGGCCCGCUGCGGGGACUGCUGCUACCCAGCUCAGCACCAGCUCUUGGAGGAAGGCGGCGUCGGCGUUGGCGGUGUCCCCUGGCAAGGCAGGAAGGCCUCCCCGCCGGAACUUCCUGGGGAUGUGUGGGAGCCCCCUGCAAUAAGCCGGAAGAGCAGCCAGCUGCUGAGCGCACAUCACAAGGUGGGCUUUGCGAGGGUCGGCCCCUUCUGGCCGUGCUAUGAGAAGCCGGCGUGGGCCCCUUUAUACCGCGCUGCGUCCACCCACAACCUCUCUUGGGAGUGCGAACGGCCGGGAAGGACUGCGGAGAGCCCGGCCUACGAGGAGGGCAGUGGGGAGCCUUGCAAGCGCCCCCUGCGCGAAAGGGCCUACUCGGAAAGCCACCUCUGUGCGGAGCCUGCCGGCAUUCCCCGAAGGGAGAGGCGAGAGACCCCACUGGCCGAGGUCGAGGAGGCCGGGCCAGAGUUGCCGAGCGCAGCCAAGAAGAAGGGGCCGCCCCCUCCCCGGCCCCCGCCCCCCAACUGGGAGAAGUACCGCCCCCGCCGCGCUUCCCACCACCAGCUGCUCCCCUCCGAGGCCGGGCUGUCCACCCUCCCAGCCGGCUCCCGGGCCCCUGGCCAGAGCAGCGCGGAAGCAAUGCGGCAGCGGUCGCAGAGCUUGCCCCUGGAGCAGCUGUGGGGUGAGCCAGCCCAGCAGUCCGGCCACCAGCCGCGGGAUUCCUCCUCGCUCCUGGAGCAGGCCGGCCGCCACUACUACUGCCAGCGCUCACCGUGCAGGACCCCGGAGUGGCCGACGCCGGACUCGAGCGACAGGAGUGGGUCCUCCAGGCCAGCAAGUUCCCUGGAGGAGGAAGCCAAGCCAGAGCCAUCCUGGGAGAAGGACCAGCCCGGAGCCCCUGGCAGGACCUCGGAGCAGCCGCCGGCCCGCUCCUCCAGCCCGCCAGCCGCUGCGGAGUGCGGACCACCGGCGCCAAAGGGCCCCGAAGGAGGGAGCCGCCCGGCAGGCCCAGCCCCGCCCUCCCGCCUGAACUCGGAGGAGCUGAUGAGGGAUGUGGCGGGCAGGGACCGCUCCUUGGCCGGCGUGCUGAGCCCGGCCCUGGGCCCCGUGACGGCCGCCGAGGUGAUGGACCAGCUCUUCUCUCCCGGAGAGGGCCCCGAGUGGAAGGAGCAGCCCUGGCAGCCCCAGGCAGCUGGCAAGGGGCUCCCCGCAAGGGAGCAGACCCAGCCGGCCUCCCCGACUGCCGGGGGAGCCAUCAGCCCCACCUCCUGCUCGGCCUACUACAAUACGUCAGCCGGCAAGGCCGAACUGCUGAACCGGAUGAAGGAGCUGCCCGAGUCGGCUGGGGCCAGUUCAGAGGAGGAGGAGUUGGACCAGGAGCUGGCCCGGAAGAAGGUGCAACUGAUCGAGAGCAUCAGCCAGAAGCUGGUGGUGCUGCGGGAGGCGCAGCGAGGCCUGCAGGACGACAUGGGCGCUAACGUGGCGCUGGGCAAGGAAGUGGAGAACCACGUCAAGGGGGUUUGCAAGCCCCACGAGUUUGAGAAAUUCCGCCUCUUCAUUGGAGACCUGGACAAGGUGGUCAACCUGCUGCUGUCUCUCUCAGGGCGGCUGGCCCGGGUGGAGAAUGCCCUUGGGGGUCUGGACUCGGAUGCUCCGGAGGAGGAGAAGCUGGCCCUGCUGGAGAAGAAGCGGCAGUUGACGGUGCAGCUGGAGGACGCCAAGGAGCUGCAGGAGCACGUGGCCCGGCGAGAGCGCCUGGUCUUCGCCAGCGUGUCGCACUGCCUGCCCAGCGAGCAGCUGCAGGACUACCAGCACUUUGUGCGCAUGAAGUCGGCGCUGGCUAUCCAGCAGCGGCAGCUGGACGACAAGGUCAAGCUGGGCGAGGAGCAGCUGCGCUGCCUGCGGGAGAGUCUGCGCCGCCACCCCACAGACUGCUAGGCCAGGCGGCCUCUGCCCGGGGCUGGCGCCCUCCAUGGGCCAAGCCUUCCCUUUGGAGCGGGCCCAGCUUUGCACUUGCCGCCUGGUGCCUUCCUGCCCUCAGGGUCCUGAUGUCUUGCCCGAGACGGCAGCCUCCCCGUCUUCCCCCAGAUGGGCUCACCAAAGUGCUUCCCCCCCGCCCCCCAGGAUGCUCAGGACCGUGGUGCUGGGAUUCCUGGGGCCACGCUGGAAUGAUGGUGUAACCAAAGCUUUCUCUGCUUGUCAGAAGAUUUUUGUGGGGGGGGGAUCCUCUCCUCCAGAAGGGGGCUGGCUGUGCCCUCACUGGCAGGCAGCCUGCCUGCCCCCAGCAGAGGACCCCCCCCCCACUCAGGCAGUGGGCCCCUGUGCACCUUGUGUGGCUUGGGGCAUCCUGUUUCUCCCCCUCUUUUUAUUUAUUCUCCUCCCUUCGUUUCACAGUUGCUCCCCUCUUAACUUAAGUGAGGAAUUCUGCUGGCUGGUGGGGAUGGCGGAGGGGCAUCCUUCCACCUGCUGGCCUGGGCCUCGGUGGCAUCUCCUUGCCUGGCGGAAGCUUGCCUUACCUGCAGCAACCAGAGCGGACGCUGGGCCUUUCCCGGAUUGCCCCCGGGGAGCAAUUUCUCCCGAUCCAAGCAGGGAGGCUCUACAGAGUCCAACUAGGCGUAGAAACCACAGGGGUGCUGGUGGUGGGUCCGGGCGCUUCUCCCGUUCCCUCCUGGGAAGCCUCUUGCGGUAGCUUGCUCCAGCAUUGCCCUUCCCAGUGCAGGAACUGGGAAGGAGCCCCUCCCUCCCCCCCCCGCCUCUCUCUCUGGGGAGUGCUUCAGUUGCUUCAGCCCUGCCAUUACUCAUUUCCCACACUUCCAUGUAGGGGGAAAGUUUCAGAAUGGUGUGUAGUGCAUCCUCCUGGACACGUGGCAAAUGCACAUGGCUCACUUGCCUUGUGGAGGUGUUGGGGGGGGGCUGCAGUCCCAAGCGCCGUGGAGCACCUUCAAGCAGCCCUCCAGCUCACGGGCACUUCCAGCCCCAGAAACACAACCACGUCCCCAUCAGGCAGAGGCAGGACCCCUCUUGUGCCAGCCGUGGGCCUGGUCCUUGCCCCCUCCCACCUCCCACACACAGACCCACAAAAGGGAGAGUAGGGCUAGAGCCCACCCACAGUACUGGGAAGGCCCUGGCACUUGGGCCGGGGGCCCCCUUUUCCAAAAGGCUUGCUUACCCGUCCAGGCAGAAGCCAACGUGUCUGGGGUGGGGGUCUCUUGUCCGGAGGUCCAGCUGGAAGUGCAGCCCUGUCACUUGGGGGGCCCUGGGCUGGGCACAUGGUCUGCUAGCCUCUCCUUGGGGGAGGCAUUCUUCAGGAGGCCUGGCUGGCUGCUGUCUGUGUGCCACUGGGGACUGCCACUUGCUGAGCCCUCCCUUGCCUGGCGUGCCGCAGGCAACUCGGCCUGCACGGGCUGGCUACUCUUUCCCCCACAUAGAAGCCCGGAGGGUGGGUGGGGAGCGCCUGGGCUCAGUGUGGGGCCUCGGGAGUUAACGGCUGCUCGCUCUCUCCCCCCCAAUUCCCCCCCCCGCACGUGUGGCCAAAGGAAUGUGCUGGCACUCAGCCACCGAUAUUCUGGGCCCCGACAUCCUCUUCCUCCCCAUUGUGUUGGGAACAAUGUCGGAAGGCCGGGCUGUGUGUAACCCCCUCAAUGCUGGGUUGCCCUCAGCGGUUCCACACUCUCUCCUGCAAAGGGCUGGGAAUGGGGCUGCCCCUCGCGGGUGGCAGCAAGACAAGGGAGGAGAGGAGCCCUCGACUCCGUGCCCUCUGCUUCAGGGCUGCUCUCCCAGCCUGGCCUCUGAUGUCGGGGGGGGGGGGGGGGGCUUGAUGCUUCACCAGGGCAAGAGCCAACCCGUUCGGAUGAGUGGGGAGGGGAGGGGGGUGCCGUAGGAGGCACAGCUGCCUCUGCUUCCUGGAGCUGCGCUUGCUCCUCUCCCUCCUGUCCCGUGCUGCCUGCAGGCUGGCCAUUCAUCCGGUAGAGCUGCGUGGUUAACCUGGGCGGCGGAGCUGCGCCUUCUUUGGCGCACACCCCCCCCCCUUAACACACACUUGUUAAGAUGAGACACUCCUAGCCGGUGGAAAGAGCCGGUCUGGGGAGCCUCGACCACCCCACCACUGUGGCUUGAUGCAGCUCACGUCUCUCCCCCCACCCACCCAUUCGUCUCCCAACAUGGCAGUGAGCAUCCUCAGCUGUGCCUCUUGCCAUGUGCAGGUAGAGAGCCCUUGCUAACUCUGCACAUCGCAGUCAAAAUGGGCCCAAGACGCCUUUUGGGCACAUCCAGGCAGAAGCUCCCUCUUAUUGCAAGGCCUGCGUGAGGUCGGAGCAGAAGACAUUUGGGAACAACUUCCUGCUCUGUUGUAUGCGGGGGAGGCUCUGGGGGGGGGGCCACAUUCCUGGCGUCUGCAUGUGAUUGAGCAGACUCUCCAGGGGGAGCAGCCCUAUUGUUUUCCAGUGGCGGGCAUCCCAAAAUCCCCAGCCAGCUCUGUUUUGUUGCUUUUGCAAUAGGAUACUCCCUCCACAGCCUUCUGUUGCACGGCAGAAAUGCAGGCAGCCGGGCUUUUCUGCUCUCCACCCACACUUCCUACAUCCUUACUUGGCUUUCACCCCUUGGUUGAUGUCUUUUGACAGAGGUGUGGGUCUGGUGUCCACCGGUCCUGCAGGAAAGGUUGGAUCCAGCAUGACCUCCGAGUCGGUGGAGAACUUGCCUCCUGGCAGGGUUUCCUCAAACUUGGGUCCUCCGAUGUAGUUGCACUCCAACUCCCAUCUUCCCCAGCCACAAUGGCCUUUGAGCUGGGGGAGAUGGGAGCUGUAGUCCAUCACCAUCUGGGCCCCAGGUUUGGCCUUUUGUCUGUCUGUGGAACCCCCCACCCUCCCCAGGUAGAAUAAAAAAGGGGGAAUACGGAUAUGAUGACUAUGUAUAUUAAUAUAUUCGUGUCCGUAUAAAAAUGGGCAAGUCAGACUUUCUCUAGUCCAGGGGAUCUCUCAACCUGUGGCUGAACUACUGCUCCCAUUGGCUGCAGGCACAAUAAACUGUUACUCUCUAGAUCGCUGCUUGGGUUGUUGGAAAAUGCAGAUUUUCACAUUACAUGGGACUCUCUUCAUGACAUGGGAAGGAAGAGCUGGUUGCUGAAGAGUUCUGUUUAACGUGGAAGUGGGUGUAUUUGAAGUUCCCUACACAUAGAUGCACUCCGCCUGUGUUUGCAAGCCUGUCCACCGCUCCCUCCCCGCACAUCUUGCCACUCCAAGCUAUUGCCUACUGCCCAGGUCAGCCCCCAGGCCCCCCCCCCCAGUACAGACAUAGCCUUAAGUGCCGGCUCUGUAUGUUGCUAUGUUAUUAAAUGCUGUGUAGGGCUGGGUCUAAUUUUCUGCUUCCCACACACUAAAGAAAUCCGCGGUUGCUGCCCAGCACUGCUGCAGCCAGGGCUUCUCCCUUGCAUGGCCAAAGGUGCCUCUUGCCACACGGCUGUUGGCCGCUUGUGCCUUGGGAAGGGGGCAGAGUUGCACGCUGCAUUAAAAUGGUGCUAAAGUUGA